AUGGUAGAGGCCACCUUAACCUUCUGCCUAGCCGUGGCUGCAGCUCUUAUCUCUAGGAGGAGGACACCGAGGCUACCAAGGAAUCCCGCAGCGGUCGUGAGCACCUGCGCCGGCUGCCGCAGGGACACUCAGCCCGGCGGCGCUCCUCUUGGCCCUGCAACCCGUUCUGCCACGGGGGCCUCCCUCCCCCACCCACGACCCUCCCGAGCUCGCUCACAGGCCGCCACCGGAGCCCUAGAUCUUUCACUUUCCGCUCCCUCAGAAGCCCCUGCUACUCGCCAGCGCCCCCGCUCGGGCCCAGCCUCACCAGCCCCCGGGCGCGAGGGCCGCCCGGCUCGCAGCGCCCUCAGGCAUCGCGCUCAGCGAUUUCAGCUCCGCUGCGGCAGUGGCAGCAGCAGCUAUGGUGGCACGAGCGGCUCAAAACGCGAACUACCGUCUGGGCUCAGCCACCGGCUGGGUAGGAGGAGCGGAGGCGAGGGGGCGCGGCCUCUACGCACGGGGGCGUUCCCAGAGUGGACGAGUACGGCUCACGGGGGCGGGGCCCAGGAAAGGGCCUAG
This is a messenger RNA of Rangifer tarandus platyrhynchus (Svalbard reindeer), 558 nucleotides long. The record is from the annotation of a GenBank genome assembly. NCBI's taxonomy places the organism in Eukaryota, Metazoa, Chordata, Mammalia, Artiodactyla, Cervidae.